ACGCUCUCACUUCCUGUCAUUCCCCCACCCGUCCCCGUCCCCCUAAACGACGUGUCACUUCCUGUCAUUCCCCCCUCCUCCUGGGGCCUCUACCCUCUGCUGCUCCUGUCCUGGGAGUCUGAGAGAGUGUUCAUUCAGUGUGUGUGGUGUGUGUGUUUGUGUGUUGGCUGGUACUGGGACAAAGCCAGGCGUGCCUUCUACACACCUCGCUGUGAAAACAGUGCUCUGGCCUCCCCAAGCCCCUCCCCCUCCCCUCCCUCACAGGACGCAUGGUUUUCAGAAGGCAUAGAAGGAGCGAGGGGGUGCUCUCUCUCUCUCCUCCUGUGUUAUUGACCUCAAAGCUAACCUGUCGCCCCAGUCUAGACGCUACGCUAGCAUGUUCAUUUGACCCGCCUUGGUUUAGAAACCCUCAAAGUUCUGGAAAAAUUGCAUCAUAACCUGUAUCAGGUUGAAGCAAAUAAAAAAAACGCAAAAAAAACUAGACAGCCGAUCCUCGACCGUUCUUGUGUCAUUUGAAAAUCAUGCAGUUUCUUUUACUAUCAGAGUGUAUGUUAAGCAACGGUUCUUAGUCACAACCCUCCCCCCAUCCCUCCCCCCAGCUCAACCAUGAAGCACAAGGCAGACAAACAAUCCAUAGCUAGCUUACUUCAAACCAGAGGUCCCUAGCUAGGGUACCCUGACGUUAGAAUACCUAGCUACCGUGCCCCCAUGUUGGAAUACCUAGCUAACUAGCAUGCUCCAAUGUUAAAACUGCUAGCUAGCUAACCAACAUACUCCAAAGUUGGAAUACCUUCCUGGCGUACUCUUAACAUUUGAAUGCCUUCCUAGCUAGUGUACUCCAAUGUUGGAAUACCUAGCUAGCUCCUAUACGCCAAUGUUCAAAUGUCUAGAAAAGAUUCUCAAACGUUGAAAUGGCUCGCUAGCACAUUCCAAUGUUGGACUACCUAUCUGGCUUACACCUAUGUUUGGAGUACCUUACUACACGGCGUUCCCUAACGUCGCAAUACCUAGCUAGCACACUGUAACGUUGUAAUGGCUAGAUAGCAGUGGGUUGCUAGUAGAUCAUUAGCCACACGGUCUCCCUUGGUAUGUGACGUGGUUCCGGGCGCGCUGGCUCAUCCCUCCACGGUGUUGGGCAUUUCAAAAAAAGCAUGGCGCGUUCGACCGUCUUGAGUUAUCAGCAUUUUCCAUGUAAAGCUUGAAACGUUGUUCCUCUCUGAAAUGUUACCCGUGUUUUUGUUUUUCCUUUCCUUUUUGAGUGUUUCCAUUUGUACGGGACUGCUAAAUGAUAUGCUUCAGAGCAGUUAGACGGCCUGCAUAUGAAGUUAGGAGUCCUGGAACGCUUUCCCACGGUUUCUAACGUCCCUGGUGGGGUGACGCAGGCCCCCUGAGCGGUUGAGCUCGCUGGUGAAGAAGCGCCAAGGUUGUAGACGCUAACCGCUUCAGACUAAUGAAGGAAGCAACCCUGGGCCAGCUGUCUGGUUGCUGAUAAUAGAACAUGUCCCGGUCCUGGCUGUGGAGGACACCCCUGCCCCAGGGGCGGAGCGGGGGUGCAGACUGCUUGUCUGACACCCAGGGCCCCACCCAGCAACCUCUGGUCAAAGAUUGUAAAUCUGUAAGUCUCUCUCCCCUCCUCAAACUGCUUCGAUGGGGGUUUUCCUCGAUACAUUAAUAAACAUGAUUCGAUCCUACUAUUCUGCUGUCGAUGUUUUUAUUGUUGUUGCCUCUUUUAUUAUGAUUUUGGUAGUCCAUGAUGUAUUCUAUCUUUAUAAUAGACCGGUUAAUAAAAGCGUUAUAGAAAUCCCCCGACUGUAAUCUGGAAAUUAGGGUCAACUGGUGAAGGCUACACCAGCCACACGGGUAGUAGGCUAGUGUUCCGGUAAGUUAAUAUAACUGAUAGAAUGAAAAAAGCGUAUGUUUAUUACCUUAAUUCUAUUAUCAGCUUGUAUUAUAUAAUGCAUUCAGAAUUAAGCAUACUGUCUUGCCGAAUAUCUAGAGCUGCUAUUCCAUACGCUGUUGUUGCCAAACAUGAGACGGCGAACCGCAUACGUCACGUUGCACACCUUCACCUGUCCUGUCGAAAGUUGUCCGCUGCACACGACGCUCCUCCCCGCAGGUUUUUUUUAGCCUCCAAUAAAACCGAACUCUAGCUAUCCACUUAAGAGGAAUUCUACUCGUCCUGUGGCUACAAACAUUGGAGAAAUGUUGAUGGUCCAAACAACCACAGGCGACAUGACGGCGGUGGCCGGGCCCUGGGAGGAGUUGAUGGAGGGGGAAGACGACAGCUACCUGUCCGGCUCCACCAUGACCCUUGACCUCCUGGACGAUGAACCCCCUGCCUUACGUCACCCCGAGCCACGCCACCUGACCCACUCCCAGCCAAUCACCAUCAGCCCUGCCAGGGUCAAAGCUGAUGAGGGCCGGUGGUCCUCCUCCUUGCCCACCAUACCCAAUCCCUUCCCAGAGCUGUGUAGCCCCCCCCAAUCCCCUGUGGUGAUUGGCUCAGUCCCACCAUCGGCAAGCGACAAACAUCUGAUCAGGGUGUUUGGGGAGGACAGCUACAGCCGGUCUCUGUGGGUGUCUCGUGGGGCUACAGCCAAGGAGGUGUGCCAUCUGCUGGUACAGACAGCUCACUGCAGCGACCAGGAGAGCUGGGCCCUCAUCGAGUUCCACCCCUCACGCGGCCUUGAGCGAUGUCUGGAGGACCAUGAGAUGGUUCUGCAAGUCCAGACCUCCUGGUCCAUCAAGACUGACGCCAAGCUGCUGUUUCGGAAGAACUACGCCAAGUACGAGUUCUUCAGAACCCCCGCUCUCUUCUUCCCAGAGGCCAUGAUCUCUGACAGCGCAGACGCCUCCCACGGCAUCAAGUCCUCCGAACUCAUCGAGACCCUGCUGCAGUCGGGUUCGUGUCCGGAGAUCCAGGGCUUCCUGCAGGUGAAGGAGCCCAGCCGCCGCGCCUGGAAGAGGGUCUACUUCCUGCUGCGUCGCUCCGGCCUCUACUCCUCCACCAAGGGAUCCUCCAAGGAGCCUCGCCACCUACAGUGUGUAGCAGACCUGGGCCAGCUCAGUGUCUUCCAGGUGGUGAACGGUCGACGGCUGUACGGAGCGCCCAGCAACUACACCUUUUGUAUCAAGCCUGCCAGAGAGCCUGUGCACACUCGUGGUCUGAAGCUGCUCUGUGCCGAGACUGAAGAGGCUCGCACCUGCUGGACCUCCGCCUUCAGGCUCUUCAAGUAUGGGAAACAGCUUCAUUCUAACUUCCAGUUCUCAAAGUCAGCUGCUCAGUGGUCCAACGACCGGACAGAAACCAGACUGAGGGGCUCCGACGCCAGCCUGGUUGCCAUGGAUUUCUCGGGCAGCGCGGGGCGAGUGAUCAGUGCCAGCGAAGCCAAGAGUGUUGAGCGAGAGGAGGGGCAGAGCUGGAGGAGAAGAGAAGCCCUCCUGGGCAACCUAGCCGGCCGGGCCCCAGGCCUCAGACCAGACUCUGGGGCUCCAGGGGCCGGCGGAGCCAGAGGGGCUGGAGGAACCAAAGGGACCUCAGCCAGCCAAGGGGCCCGGCCCUCUUCCAUCCACAGGGGUCACCCAUGGUUCCAUGGGGGUGUCUCCAGAAGGGAGGCCGAAAGGCUGGUGGAGGAGCAGGGUCUGGUGGAUGGUAUGUUCCUGAUCCGGGAUAGUCAGCAGCAAGCCCUUUGCUUUGUUCUUUCUCUGUGUCACAAACUCAAGACGAAACACUACUUGGUCAUACCGUGUGAGGAAGGAGGCCGCCAGUACUACUCCAUGGACGACGGGGUGACGGUGUUUGCUGACCUGCUGCAGCUGGUGGAGUUCCACCAGAUCAACCGAGGAAUCCUCCCCGUCUGCCUCAAACACCCCUGUGUGGGUGUAGCACUUUGACCUCUACCCCGCCCUCUAGCUUAACCUCCACCCUCUAGCACCACCUCCAGCCUGUAACACCACCUCCACCAUCGGUUCCAAACUCAAGCUCCAUCUCUGUCGUCACCACCACACCUCCACCCUCCAGCUCCACCUCCAGCAUUGGUUCCAAACUCAAUCUCCACCUAUACUACCACCAUCACACCUCCACCCUCUAGCUCCGCCUCUACUUCUAACCUUUAACUCCAUUUCAACCUCCAACCUUUAGCUCCAUCUCCAACCCAACCCCCACCCUCUAGCUCCAGCUCCACACUCACUCCACUGCCACCCCAAUAUUUACCAGAAUCACUGUCACUAUCUCCAGGGAUAUGUAUAAAUGUGUGUAUAUAUGAUCCUCUUCGACCAGAAACCUGGAACAGGAAGUAACCCAAACACUUUUUCUUUAAUAAGAGAUAAUGGGAUUGUUUCAGGCAACGCCUAGUUUUUACCGUAAUAAUUAUUCUGUUCCAUUCCAAUAUAGGGCUGGCUUAUGAAGUCUGGUUGCACAAUAUACAAAUAAUUUACAUUUUUACACGAGAUAAGAGCGUCUGGAUUUUCGUUGUGACGAAAACGUAGACGUUAAUGUUGGCCACCUGGUGUCGCUGUUGACUUAAUUUAACAGUUUCUUGACAUUGUGAGAGAUGCGCAAUAUUUCGCCGGUAGCGUAUUUUAAAUUAUAUAUUUAAUAAAACUGUCUGAUUACUUACGUCUCUGUUGGUGGCUAACUGGUGUAGUCUAACAGCCUGUUGUUCUGUUGUUCUUUUGUUCGCACAUUCUAUGUGAAUGCUGCAUCCUUAAUGUUUUUUAAUUGGAUUGGUCAUUAUCAUUAGUUCUACGAUGUUGGCAUUAGUCGCAGAUUUUCAUCAAAGUUAAUAUGACGGUUAACAUUAUUGUUUAUCAAAUACAUUUUGGGUUUUGUUUCAUGUUUACUUUCCAAUAUUGGCUGAAUAAAUUAUUUCAAAUAUUAACAUCGUUCUGAUUAUCUCAUCAAAGCUUAAAGGACACAAAAUAAAAU
Molecule: messenger RNA, 4927 nt
Organism: Gadus chalcogrammus (walleye pollock)
Lineage: Eukaryota; Metazoa; Chordata; Actinopteri; Gadiformes; Gadidae
Gene: grb7
Product: growth factor receptor bound protein 7
Exons: 15
Coding region: 2203-3894 (563 amino acids)
Biological process (GO): signal transduction
Source: RefSeq, a predicted model, not a curated record